GGUCUCUGGAGGUGUCGCCUGCCUCGGGGUGCUCAGGUGCUGUGGGCGAUCUGUCCCGGUGCUCCCGUCUCCGUGGUCUUGCCCUGGACUCCUUUGUUGGAAACGGGCGCACUGAUUUGUGACACGCUUCUUAAAGUCUGGCUUUUCGCGGCUCCAAACAGUGCCUCUGAGUCACUGCUGAGGACUUUGGCAGAACCCUUUUCAGAUGCGGACACCUGAGGAAUUAAUUUAGUUCCCGCCAGCCUGGUUAAAUUCAUUCCUUCAGCUUCUGCUAUUGAGGGUGGGAGUGACGCUGGCCUUAACAUUGCUUUCAGACUAGAAGAUGAAUAAUCUUUCCUUUAGUGAACUGUGUUGCCUCUUCUGUUGUCCACCAUGCCCAGGGAAAAUUGCGUCUAAGCUGGCAUUCUUACCUCCUGAUCCCACAUACACACUUAUGUGUGAUGAGAGUGGUAGUCGCUGGACCUUGCAUCUCUCAGAGCGAGCAGACUGGCAAUAUUCUUCUAGAGAAAAAGAUGCCAUUGAGUGCUUCAUGACUAGAACAUGUAAAGGCAACAGGAUUGCCUGUAUGUUCGUGCGUUGCUCACCUAACGCCAAGUACACUUUGCUCUUCUCACAUGGAAAUGCUGUUGACCUGGGUCAGAUGAGCAGCUUUUAUAUAGGACUGGGUUCGCGGAUUAAUUGCAACAUAUUCUCCUAUGAUUAUUCUGGAUAUGGUGCAAGUUCUGGGAAGCCUACAGAGAAGAAUCUCUAUGCUGACAUUGAUGCUGCUUGGGUGGCUCUUAGAACAAGGUAUGGAAUUCGCCCUGAAAAUGUGAUUAUAUAUGGCCAGAGUAUAGGAACAGUACCAUCUGUGGAUCUUGCUGCUAGGUAUGAAAGUGCUGCUGUAAUUCUUCAUUCUCCACUGACCUCAGGAAUGCGAGUAGCUUUUCCUGAUACAAAGAAGACAUACUGCUUUGAUGCAUUCCCGAACAUUGACAAAAUUUCUAAAAUAACAUCUCCUGUCUUAAUAAUCCAUGGAACUGAAGAUGAAGUAAUUGACUUUUCACAUGGCCUGGCAUUAUUUGAGCGUUGCCAGAGACCUGUAGAACCACUGUGGGUAGAAGGAGCGGGCCAUAAUGAUGUGGAACUCUAUGGACAGUACCUUGAAAGAUUAAAACAGUUUGUGUCACAGGAACUGGUGAACUUGUAACUUCCAUUGUGUAUUUACAGGUUUUUUUUUUCAUUUCACUGCAGAACUGCACACUUUGAUAAAUAUGUAACUUAAAACCUGAAUGUUGUGUUUUCAAAUCAUCUUGGUUGCCUUCAUUAAAUCUACAGGUAAUGAUUUGUCAACAUAAUUAAUGAAGGUUUUAAUGUCAGUGUUAUAAACUGGAAUUACAUCAUCAUUCAGUCAGACUUGGCAGUUCAUAUUUCUUUUUGUGAGGUUUUUUCCUCCUUACAUGUAAAGAAAAAAAAUCACAAGGAGUACUGUAAGAAAAUUUAAUUAUAUAAAACCAAAUGCUGUAAAAGUGUUGGCAAGUGCUUUAGCAUAUCAAAAUCAAGCUUAUAAAUAUUUUUUAAACAUCUCAAAGUGUACUGUGACUUACUCUGUUGCACAGGUGUAAUUAAGAAACUGACUUCUAAGCUGUUCUGUAAAAAUGUAAUAGCCAUGAAAUUUGAGCAAAUGCUAAUGUAUCUAAUGAGAAUAAACAGUCACUGGAAAUUACUUAUGCCCUGUUACAGGAAGAGGGGGCAAAAUAGAUAUAUUUUCCCAUAUUUUUCAUUUAUUUUGUGCUUAGUUUUCCUUUAGUUAUUUUGUACUCAUAUUGUCUCUUAGCUUUCAGGAUAAUAAAAUAUAUCUGCUCAUGUUCUCAGGAGUCUUAAUCUUGCCAAAAUAAUUCCACAAGUUGUCAUUGUUGUAAUGCAAGUAUCAUUCACAUGAUUGCUACUGAGGCCAAAAAAUACCUCUUUGAAACCAGACUUAAAACCUAGAAGAAUUCUUGAACCAUGUAGUUUUAAACACUGAUUUUCUAGAGCCACAGUGUGUCAUUAAGAAGAACCUUGAAGUUUAUCCAAUAUUGUAAUAAAGAGUUUGCAACUUAGCAGUGGUCUGAUCAGGCUUAAUUUUGGAUGUUUAGUGUAAAAACUUAAUGUUUUUUGAGUAUUGUAUGGAAAUUUUACUAAUUGGGCCUGGGUGGAGUAGGAGGAUUGGCAAGAAGAGAAUAUUAACAUUUUUCUAUUAACUCAUCAUGAAAUAAACUUACCUUUCCCUUGAAUGCAUUUUACUUGAAUAAAACGAUGAAAAAUAAACUUAAUUAUAUGUAGCCUAGUUGUGAACAAGAUAAUAUUCCAGCAAUACACGCUGUACUUUUAAGGCCUUACGUAGUUCAAUUGUUCUCCUUGUUUUUUGCGAUUGAGAUUAUUGUAUACUUAAAUGUAGCUUUGAGUAUUGUGAAAACUUUGGUUAAGAUGUGUUGAUUAGCAGUAAACAAUAUUCCACAAA
Vidua macroura (Pin-tailed whydah) is the source of this 2482-nucleotide messenger RNA. It is a transcript of the gene ABHD17B, whose product is annotated as abhydrolase domain containing 17B, depalmitoylase. The record is from RefSeq and is a predicted model, not a curated record. Gene Ontology annotation, molecular function: palmitoyl-(protein) hydrolase activity. NCBI's taxonomy places the organism in Eukaryota, Metazoa, Chordata, Aves, Passeriformes, Viduidae. Gene Ontology annotation, cellular component: endosome membrane; plasma membrane. Gene Ontology annotation, biological process: protein depalmitoylation. The coding region runs from base 323 to 1189 and encodes 288 amino acids. The transcript is spliced from 4 exons.